UCCUCUUCAAGAACAGCAGCAGAGCAGACUGGCUUUUCCUGCGAUAGGAAACCUGGAUGGGAGGGUGAAAGCGCCAUUAAAAUGUUUGUUGACAGAAAUUUGACUGAAAUGAGAAAAAAGCGACACUUCUCAUAGCAUCAACCCCAGAUUCUGAAUUCCAUGUGACUUUUCAGGAAAUUUUGUCAGUCUUCCUGUUUCCAUCUUAGAUAUUUCCUGUGGACACCAACAAACCGCUUUCCAUAUUUUGAAUAGGGUUUCCUCCUCAUUUUGCACUCUUUUCCAGUUCUUCCUUCAUAAAAGAUUGCCAGAUGAGUUGUUGUUUAUUGUAAGAUUUACCUUCAUCUUUCUACUUGACUUUACCGCUCUGUGUUAUGACUUGUCUCUCUCCUCCCUCAGUAUGUAAAGUAUUUGUGUCAGAGUUCAGGGACAGGAAGCUCAACUCGGAGAAUGUGGCUGGUGUUGGACGCUUAGAGGCAGGACAUCGUUGCUUAGAGGCAUCAUUAUGGAUCACAGUGGUAGUGGAGGGAACAAGAGAUUCUCUGUUCUUCUCUGGGGCGAAUUUCCCACCUGAUUGGCCCGUCUACAGUGAAACACUCAUCAAACUCAAUGUCUACGACGUGAAGGACAGCCGCCAACAAACAGUUCUUUCUUCUGUUUUCCCUCUACAGAGCAGUCUUUUGGGAAGUACCAGCUUCUCUCUGGCCGAUCUCCUCCAGUCCAAAGACCAACAGCUCUCUCUCAACCUGAAGACAGCAGAUGAUUCAUCUACAGUGGGCACAGUGGUGGUGAGCAAGGUGAAGAUGGGGGAGAUUGAAGAUGGAGAGGUGGACCACAUUACUGCUGACAUGCACCAGAAGUGCACACUGGUGUACGAGUCAUCACAUGGGAAAAUGAAUGACACCGAUAACGGACCAAUGAUGAAUGCUGUGUUUAAGAAUGCCGUGUGUAAGGUGUACAGGUUUCAGACGGUGGACAGUAAAUGGAUGUUGGUUCGGGAGCAGAUGGCGGAGUGCACGCUGUCCUUCAGCAUCCCCAAACAGCUCAUCACCCUCUACAUUAAAGAGGACACCUGCAGGAUACAGGAGUUGAAUGAUCUGGGAGAACUUUCUCCACACUGGGACAACCUGCGGAAGGAGGUAAUAUUUCGCUAUGACCAGAUCAUCAAAGAAUACCAGGACACACUCGCUGAGCUCAAGAAACUUACUGGACCAUCGUUCAAGCCCAGCUGCAGUAAAGGGCAGAAAUAUCUGGAGUUCAUUCCCAUCAACUUACACACACAGAGAAUGACGGUGACAUGUCCACGGAAAACAGAUUCGUUCUAUGAUGUGGUCACAGUUGGAGCUCCGGCAGCACAUUCGCAAGGAUUCAAGAACGGAGGCUUGCAGAGACUGCUCAGCAAAUACGAAUCAGAAAAGAAGAGCUGCAGUACGGCGUAUCAGUGCAUCUACUAUCCUCCAGAGCAGACGGCCAGGGCCAGGAAGGUCCUGAGUCUAGUGUCCCAGCUGCAGCCUCUCAUCUCUGGGCUGGCAGAGCAGCUCCUGCAAGCGGCACAGCAGCACACCAGAGAGGGACUGAAGGACACACUCAAGAGCCUGGAGGAGAAGACGGAGCUGUUUGUGCACACUCUGAAGGAUGAGUUGGUAAAGAGCACCCUCCUAGCCCUACACGCCGCCCGUCCCGGCUACGUAAGCAAAACAUCCACUCCAUCCAGCCCACCGGAGGCAGACUUGAACCCCAGCGUGACUACAAAGCCGUACACUGUCUGCAACAAUGUGGACGGCUCUCAGACGCCCCCUAAAGGCGACAGCAAACCGUCUCCACUCCGCUCAGACUCCAUCCCUCACCAUAAGGAGUACGACGAGGAAGAAUGGGACAGGGUGUGGGCCAGCGUGGCAAAGAGUUUAAACUGUGUCAUUGCCAUGGUGGAAAAGCUACAAGAACAAGACAACAACAACCAAGAAACAACACCUGGCCACGCCCUUGCUGAUGUCAUCACCUCACACAACCCUGCUGCAGAUCUGCACGAUCAGCUCGGCAUCCUGGUACAGUCCCUGAAGGAAUGUGUUGCAGAAGUGUCAGAGAGAGCGUGUCGCUCCAUGAGCUUUGUGUUGCUGCAGGAAGCAGCGUGCAGCACUGUACAAGGCCUGCAGCUUCAGCAGAGACGAGACACUGUGUUCAGCCAAGCGCUGGCAGCAUUGGCGUGUGGAUUUGUCAUGCGGUUAUAUGCAGGUUUGGAAGAUAAGGGCUUUCUCACACAGCUGCAUGCAGUCGGACUGGUGGCCCAGUUUGAAAGUCUGCUCAGUACUUACAGUGAGGAAAUCGGGAUGUUGGAGGACAUGGAGGUGGGAAUCUCUGACCUUCACAAAGUGACUUUCAAGAUUACAGAGGCAACGUCUGAAGAACCGGUCAAUCUGCAGCCCACUGUCAGCGGUAGACGAGACCAUUACACCGUUGAGGUGCCUCUCCCACAUCAUGCCUUCCAAACGCUUCCUGACGAGCUCCGCGAGGGCAAGCCGCUACGCGUGUUCCCCGUGCUCUUUAACGUGGGCAUAAAUGAGCAGCAAACCAUCGCCGAGAGAUUUGGUGACAUAUCUCUACAGGAGAGAAUAAACCAGAAGAACUUUGAGAUUCUAGAAGGUUACUAUAAAUCUUUAACAAAUGCAGUGCCAACAGAAUGCCUACCCUGUUUUCAGACACAGACUGACAUUAAGGGACUGCUCGACACCCUGGGACAGAAUGUCGUAACCAAGAAAAGGAAGAAUGUGGAAAUACUGUGGCUUGCGGGAAUGAUCUGUCGACGGAUGAAUGGCAUCCGCUUCACCAGCUGCAAAAGUGCUAAAGACCGGACAGCAAUGUCAGUGACGCUGGAGCAGUGCUCUCUACUGAGAGAUGAACACCAGCUCAAUAAAGAUUAUUUUGUACGAGCUCUGGACUGCAUGCGAAGAGAGGGCUGCCGGAUUGAAAAUGUGCAAAAGAAUAUAAAGUGCAGAAAAUAUGCGUUCAACAUGCUGCAGCUGAUGGCGUUUCCCAAAUACUAUCGGCCACCUGAAGGAACCUAUGGGAAGGUGGACUCUUGAAACAUAUCCAGGAUAGAUACUUCACCAUUAAUGUCUAAAGUCCAUAUGUACGGAAAAUCUGGGAUUUCUUUUUACAGCAUUUUAUAUACAGCAUUUUAGGAUUUGGAAAAAAUGUUAAACGUUAUAAUGUAAAAAUAAUAUGAAAUAUUGAAGAUUUUGCACUACUAUCAGGUCACUAAACAAAUACAGUAUAUUUGUGACCAUGUUAACUUUGUGCAAAAGGUCAGAUUUUCACAAGAUGCCUUUUGGACAAUUCAGCUUUUCACUCAAGUUGUUUUGCUGAUAUAUGAAAGCCAUAUUUCUAACAAUUGUAACUUUAGGACCUAUAAUUCUGAGAAACAAAAUUGCAAUUGCGAGAAAUUGUGAAAAUUGUGAGAUAUAAUUUUGUUAUUGCGUGAUAUAAACUUUCAGUUGGGAAAUAUAGUCAAUAAUACCUUGCAAAUGCAACUUUGUGUCUCACAAUUUCAACUUAAUUUCUUGCCAUUUUUUUUUUUUAUUUUCACAUAUGCGACUUUUUUCUUGGAAUUACAAGUUAUAAAGUUACAAUUCCGAAAAUUAAAGUCACAGUUGCAAGAAAUAGUGGAAAUUCUGAGAUAUAAAGUUGCAAUUGCGAAAUAUAGUCUAUAAUACCUCGCAAUUGCGACUUUAUAUCUCAAAAUUUCAACUUGAUUUUUUAGCAAUUUUGAUUGUCUCGCAUUUGCAGCUAUUUCUUGGAAUUACAAGGUAGAAAGUUACAAUUCCGAGAAAUAAAGUCACAAUUGCGAGAAAUAGUGGAAAUUGUGAGAGAUAAAGUUGCUAUUGAAUGAUGUAAACUAACAAUUGCGAAAUAUAGUCUAUAAUACCUCGCAAUUGCAACUUAAUAUCUCACAAUUUCAACUUUUUUUUCUCGCAAUUUUGAUUAUUUUUCACAUUUGCAACUAUUUCUUGGAAUUAAGAGUUAGAAAGUUACAAUUCCAAGAAAUAAAGUCGCAAUUGCGAGAAAUAGUGAAACUUGUGAGAUAUAAAGUUGCUAUUGUGCGAUAUAAACUCACAAUUGCGAAAUAUAGUCAAUAAUACCUUGCAACUGCAACUUUAUAUCUCACAAUUUCAAUUUCAAAUUAUUAUUAUUUUUAUUUUUCUUUUGCAAUUUUAAUUAUUUUUCACAUUUCCGAUUUUAUUUCUUGGAAUUACGAGUUGUAAAGUUACAGUUACAAGAAAUAAAGCCACAGUUGCACAAAAUAGUAGAAAUUGUGAGAGAUAAAGUUGCUAUUGAAUGAUGUAAACUAACAAUUGCGAAAUAUAGUCUAUAAUACCUCGCAAUUGCAACUUAAUAUCUCACAAUUUAAACUUUUUUUUUCUCGCAAUUUUGAUUAGUUUUCGCAUUUGCAACUAUUUCUUGGAAUUAAGAGUUAGAAAGUUACAAUUCCAAGAAAUAAAGUUGCAAUUGCGAGAAAUAGUGAAACUUGUGAGAUAUAAAGUUGCUAUUGUGUGAUAUAAACUCACAAUUGCGAAAUAUAGUCAAUAAUACCUUGCAACUGCAACUUUAUAUCUCACAAUUUCAAUUUCAAAUUAUUAUUAUUAUUAUUAUUUUUUUGUUUUUGCAAUUUUAAUUAUUUUUCACAUUUCUGAUUUUAUUUCUUGGAAUUACGAGAAAUAAAGCCACAGUUGCACAUGAAAUUGUGAGAUAUAAAGUUGCUAUUGUGUGAUAUAAACGCGCAAUUGCGAAAUAUAGUCUGUAAUAUGAUUUUAAACUCACAAUUCCAACUUUGUCUUUGACUGUACAGCAUUGCGAGUUUAUAUAACGUAACUGCGACUAUUUCUUGCAAUUGCACGAUUAUAUCAUGCAAUUAUGACUGUAUAUCUUACAAUUCCAAGAAAUGAAGUCAAAAUUGUGAGAUAUAAAGUCAGAAUUAUCUUUCUUAUUUUAUUUUAUUUUUUAUUGCGUGGCGGGAUCAAGGCACCAUACUUAAUGUAAUGUGAUUUGUUUUGAAACAUUGAAAAUAAUGCAUAAUAGACACAUUUUCACUAGUGAUCUUAGACUUUUGGACCCCACUGUACAUACAUUUUAUUUUUCUUUGAGUCUGUACAUACAGUAUAUGUAUAUACAUGCACACAUCAGCCACAAGGAAUGAAAACAUUUUUCAAAUUUUUGUUGGCUUUUUUUUUUUUUAUUAAUUGUAAUAAUGUAUUUAAAAGAGAAGUCCUUCUGAAAAGGACAUACAUUUAUAUUUUAAAGACUGUAUCAUGCAUUAAUACUUAAAAUAAUGGCUGAUGGAACUUUUAAAUCAUCAAAUGUGUAAAAAUGAUUUUUUUAAUUGAACGUGGAAGGUGGGGCGUCCUUUUGCAGGAACAAGAGUUUUUCAACAUGUUGUUUUGAAUGCCAAGUUAUUGUUUGCAGCCAUAUUAGCCCACAUUCAUCACAUGUUUGUAUAUGUUUGUUUUUUUAUUUUUACCUUUAACCUGUUUAAAUGUGUUGAAUAUCAUUUUAAUAUUUGCGUUGGUAUAUAAAGCAGUUUUACUAUAUCAUUAAUGUUUAUUAGGACAAUUCCAGUUAAAAUAUUGUUUCAAAAAGAGCAGUCAGCAAUAUAGGGGUUUGUAAAUUUAACAUGUAUGCACUUUUGCGCAUAAUCUACUGUAUAUUAACUUUUACGUUUACAUAAUAUGCACUCUAUAUCCUAGCAUAUUGUAUAAAGAACAAUCACUCUGUUAAAGGUGAUGUGUGUAAAAAAAAAUUAAGUUAAAAUGCUUUAUCUUAUUCCAGCUUUAUAUGCAUAGAAAACUAUAAAUAAGUCAGUGUAAACACUGAGGUGCUUUCAAAACACUGCUCUGCUUGUUUGAGCAUCCCAGUGCGAGUUCUAGAUGGGUCUAUCUGUUUGGAAACUAUCUGUAUUAUUUUGCAGUUCUUUUCAGUGGUGCAUAAAUUACACAUUUUAUGCUACAAA
Myxocyprinus asiaticus (Chinese sucker) is the source of this 5998-nucleotide messenger RNA. RefSeq names its product type II inositol 3,4-bisphosphate 4-phosphatase-like. The record is from RefSeq and is a predicted model, not a curated record. NCBI's taxonomy places the organism in Eukaryota, Metazoa, Chordata, Actinopteri, Cypriniformes, Catostomidae. Gene Ontology annotation, cellular component: cytoplasm. Gene Ontology annotation, molecular function: phosphatidylinositol-3,4-bisphosphate 4-phosphatase activity. The transcript has 20 exons. The coding region runs from base 372 to 3077 and encodes 901 amino acids.